Molecule: messenger RNA, 3365 nt
Organism: Eptesicus fuscus (big brown bat)
Lineage: Eukaryota; Metazoa; Chordata; Mammalia; Chiroptera; Vespertilionidae
Gene: QTRT2
Product: queuine tRNA-ribosyltransferase accessory subunit 2
Exons: 9
Coding region: 100-1347 (415 amino acids)
Molecular function (GO): tRNA-guanosine(34) queuine transglycosylase activity
Source: RefSeq, a predicted model, not a curated record
UCUGCGAGCGGGACACGUGGGAGCGAGCUGUGGGGGAGUCUGAGGGGUCCCCAGACAAAAAAAGUUGGGAGGUUUGUAGGACCUGGAGAAUCCCUCAGGAUGAAGCUGAGUCUUACCAAGGUAGUUAAUGGCUGUCGCCUAGGAAAAAUAAAAAACCUAGGCAAAACGGGGGACCGCACUAUGGACAUUCCAGGCUGCCUUCUAUACACCAAGACUGGCUCUGCCCCACACCUGACCCAUCACACGCUGCAUAGUAUCCACGGGGUUCCUGUCAUGGCUCAGCUUACACUGUCAUCACUGGCAGAAUAUCAUGAAGUCUUGACAGAAUAUAAGGAAGGAGUUGGAAAGUUUAUAGGCAUGCCAGAAUCACUCUUGUACUGCUCCCUGCACGAUCCAGUCAGCCGCUGCCCAGCUGGUUAUGUAACAAACAAGUCUGUGUCUGUGUGGGGUGUUGGAGGACGAAUGGAAAUGACUGCUUCCAAGUUCAUGGCAAUUCAGCAGGCCCUUCAGCCAGACUGGUUCCAGUGUCUCUCAGAUGGAGAAGCAUCUUGUGCGGAAGCAAGUUCCAUAAAAAGAGCCAGGAAGUCUGUUGACCGAUCGCUGCUAUUCCUGGAUCAUUGUCUGCGGCUGCAGGAAGAGUCAGAGGUCCUUCAGAAAAGUACGAUCAUUGGAGUGAUUGAAGGUGGAGAUGUGAUGGAGGAGAGGCUGAGGUCAGCACGAGAGACAGCCAAGCGGCCCGUAGGUGGCUUCCUUCUGGAUGGCUUUCAAGGGAACCCAACAACUCUGGACGCUAGACUGCACUUGCUGUCGGCAGUUACCGCGGAGCUGCCGGAAGACAAACCGAGGCUCAUCUGUGGCAUUAGCCAGCCAGAUGAGGUGCUUGAGUGUAUUGAAAGAGGAGUGGACUUAUUUGAGAGUUUUUUCCCUUAUCAAGUGACAGAGCGGGGAGGUGCCCUGACUUUCAGCUUUGAUUACCAGCCGAAUCCUGAGCAGACAUUAUUACAACAAAAUGGGACUCAGGAAGAAAAACAAUAUGUGGAUCAGUCAAAGAAAAUGAAAACAGCCAGUGGCAACCAAGAAGUGACAUCAUUUGAAAUUAAUCUGAAGGAAAAAAAGUACCAGGCGGACUUUGGCCCGUUGGUGAGAGGGUGUUCCUGUUACUGCUGUCAGAACCACACUCGUGCUUACAUUCACCACCUGCUGGUGACCAAUGAACUGUUGGCCGGGGUCCUGCUUAUGAUACACAACUUUGAACACUACUUUGGAUUUUUCCACUCUAUCCGGGAAGCGCUGAAGAGUGACAGGCUGGCACAGCUGAAGGAGCUCAUCCGCAGGCAAGCAUCUUGAGCCUGGCAUACAGGUCUGACUUCACAUUGAGCCGGUGCCACUGUUGUCAUGUGGGCAGCAGAGAACAAGAAACGAUCUUAGCUUUCAUCAUUUAUAUUUGAGAAUACGGUCUGCUCAGAUAAGGAACGUCUGUACCAAACUGCCCACAGGAGGCUAAAGAGCUUCUUUCGAAAGACUUAAGUGACCUGGAUUGAUCAGAAAGAAUUGAACCAUGACCUUUCAUAUUUCUGUGCUAACUCUUUUAGUCAGUAGAGAUUUGUUUAGUCAAAAGCUUUAGAUGUGAAGAGACAGCCUUGAAGUGCAGUGAUGAGAUUCUGAGGGUACACUGAGUGGAUUGGAGCUUAAAGGGAGAUGAUUGAUCAUGAGUAGCAUGGCCUUGUGGACUCAUGCCUAUUGACUGGAGAAGGAAUCUGCUUCAUUCAGGCAUUUUCUUUAAUUCCAUGUGCUCAGGGGCCUCUUGUGGGUACUUCUGCCUUCCAAGCUGUUCCAGCAGUAUAGUCAGUCAGUGGUGGCUCUUUCGAUUUAACCAGGCACACAUCUCCAUGGAACGUGGGCCUCACACAUUGCUCCUCUGACCGAUUGCCCCACUGCACACCCUUCAUUUGGCUACAUGGUCUAUUUGUGACUUGUCUCCCUAGAGCUAACUGGGAGCUUCCCUAGCUGCGUCUGGUUGUGCAGGUGCAUGAUAGUCUGCCCUUUAGGUUCAAUAAUAGUCUGACCACAUACUAACUGUAGCCUCAUCACUUGGGGAGUUUCCUCCAUCGUAUGUUCACUUGGAUAGAGCUUUGGACUGGCAGUUAGAGGAUUGGGGUUUCAGUGCUACUCACCUACCUCUUCAUGCCUGUUUCCUCCUGAAUAAAUGGGGACAGGCACAUGGAUAGGACUAAAUGAACUUCUGAGAUUCCAUCUAACUCUAAUAUUUGGGAAACAAAGAGUUUUAGAUCAGAGUCAUAGCCUUACUUACAGUUCUUGCUUAUUGAUCACCAUUGGCCUGAUGAAAAUGCAGUGGUGCCAGGAGUCAGGCAAUAGUAGAGACAUUUCAGAGUCUAUAAAGAGGUUUGGCCUGUGGAUAUUGAAGUGGUUGGUGAAUUGGCAUUAGCAGGUACUGAGGCUGGAAAGACCUUCCUGGAUCAUCUCUAAUUCUGUGAGUUUUUUUGCUCUUCCCAAAGGAGUGACAUUCGUGUUGAUGGUUGUGACAAGUGAUUGGUAUUUUUUUGUGUGCUUUUCUAUAUUUAUGAAGUUUUCUACAAGAACAUACCUAUACAGCCCUGUCUGGUGUGGCUCAGUUGGUUGGGCAUUGUCCCAUGCACCGAAAAGUUGCUGGUCCGAUCCCCAAUCAGGGUACAUGCCUGGGUUGUGUGCUCAAUCCCUGGUGUGGGGCAUGCAUGAAGGCAGCCGAUCAAUGUUUUGCUCUCACAUCGACGUCUCUCUCGCUCUUUCUUUCUCCCUCUCCCUAAAAAUUAAUUAAAAAAAAAUAUAUAUAUAUUAAAAGAAUAUAUAUACAUAUAUAUACACACAUACAGACAUUUGUAUGCAUAGUUUUUGUCAAAACAACAACAGAACCAAAAAGAGGCCUUUGUUUUGUUUGUAGUAGUGUGAAAUACAUUUGUUUUAUAUUAUUGUGCUGUAUUUUGCUGUUUGUUCAUUUUAGUGGGUGUUACUAAGCAUUUAAAAAAGUUAUUAUGUGGUUACUACAUUUUUAUAUGUUGGAUGCCCAUCUAUAUGGUUUACCUUUAUUAGAUGGGAAUAAUUCUGUUUUGGAAUUCAUGGGCAUUCCUAUGACCUCUCCUCCAUGAAUGGUACAGGUAUUUAUGAAAGAAUCUCUGUUCUCAAGGAUCUGAUUGUUUUGAAAUAUAUUGGAUGGGACUCGUUCAUAUGUUUAUAUUCCUGUUCAAUGCCAAAUCCAUUGUUGGAGGACUAUUAAUAAAUAUCCCAGAAUUUGUAUAAAAUGUAUGAGUUUUAUGUUUAAAACACUGAAAUUUCUGCCCAAUAUUGUCCAUUUUUUUCUGGAUCUUUUU